ACAAUGGCUGGCAAAAGUGAGGGCUCGGCGAUCGGUAUCGACCUGGGGACAACGUACUCGUGCGUGGGGGUUUGGCAACAUGACAGGGUUGAGAUUAUUGCAAAUGACCAAGGGAACAGGACGACACCGUCCUAUGUUGCUUUCACUGAUAGUGAGCGUUUGAUUGGUGACGCUGCUAAGAACCAGGUUGCCAUGAACCCUACCAACACUGUCUUUGAUGCAAAGCGAUUGAUCGGGAGGAGGUUCAGUGACGCUUCAGUCCAAAGCGAUAUGAAGUUAUGGCCUUUCACAGUUACCCCUGGUGCGGGUGACAAGCCUAUGAUCACAGUCGCAUACAAAGGCGAAGACAAGAUGUUUGCAGCUGAGGAAAUCUCAUCUAUGGUCCUCAUGAAGAUGAAAGAGACUGCCGAGGCCUAUCUAGGUUCCAGCGUCAAGAACGGCGUCGUCACCGUCCCUGCAUACUUCAACGACUCCCAGCGUCAAGCCACCAAGGAUGCCGGUGUCAUUGCUGGCCUCAACGUCAUGCGAAUCAUCAACGAACCCACCGCGGCCGCCAUCGCUUACGGCCUCGACAAGAAGGCUAGCAGUGUUGGUGAGAAGAACGUGCUGAUCUUCGACCUCGGUGGCGGCACAUUCGACGUCUCCCUUUUAACGAUCGAAGAGGGUAUCUUCGAAGUGAAAGCCACCGCUGGCGAUACACACCUCGGAGGCGAAGAUUUCGACAAUAGGAUGGUGAACCAUUUCGUGCAAGAAUUCAAGAGGAAAAACAAGAAAGACAUAAGUGGUAAUCCUAGGGCCUUGAGGAGAUUGAGAACUUCAUGCGAAAGAGCAAAGAGGACGCUUUCGUCCACCGCACAAACCACCAUCGAGAUCGAUUCAUUGUAUGAAGGUAUCGACUUCUACUCGACCAUCACUCGAGCUCGGUUCGAGGAGCUCAACAUGGACCUAUUCAGAAAAUGCAUGGAGCCAGUUGAGAAAUGUUUGAGGGAUGCUAAAAUGGAUAAGAGCACUGUGCAUGAUGUUGUCCUAGUUGGUGGGUCUACCAGGAUCCCGAAGGUUCAACAAUUAUUACAAGACUUCUUCAAUGGGAAAGAGCUCUGCAAGAGCAUUAACCCCGAUGAGGCCGUCGCAUACGGUGCGGCUGUACAAGCCGCAAUUUUGAGCGGUGAAGGCAAUGAAAAGGUCCAAGAUUUGCUACUUUUGGAUGUCACCCCACUCUCCCUUGGGUUAGAAACUGCUGGUGGAGUAAUGACUGUGCUUAUUCCAAGGAACACAACAAUUCCGACCAAAAAGGAACAAGUUUUCUCCACUUAUUCGGACAACCAACCCGGUGUUUUGAUUCAGGUUUACGAAGGUGAAAGAACAAGGACAAGGGACAAUAACUUGCUGGGUAAAUUCGAGCUUUCGGGCAUCCCGCCAGCUCCACGAGGUGUCCCACAGAUCACAGUCUGUUUCGACAUUGAUGCCAAUGGCAUCUUGAAUGUCUCUGCCGAGGACAAAACAACAGGGCAAAAGAACAAGAUCACAAUCACCAAUGAUAAGGGGAGGCUCUCCAAGGAAGAGAUAGAGAAGAUGGUGCAAGAAGCUGAGAAGUACAAAUCAGAGGAUGAGGAACACAAGAAGAAAGUGGAAGCCAAGAAUGCAUUGGAGAACUAUGCUUAUAACAUGAGGAACACCGUGAAGGACGAGAAGAUCGGUGCUAAGCUGAAUCCGGCCGAUAAGAAAAGGAUCGAGGAUGCAGUGGAGCAGACCAUCAAUUGGCUGGAUAGUAACCAGUUGGCCGAAGCUGAUGAGUUCGAGGAUAAGAUGAAGGAGCUUGAGAAUAUGUGUAACCCCAUAAUUGCCAAAAUGUACCAAGGUGCUGGUGGUGAGCCGGCUGCCGGAAAGGCCGGCGAAGCACCUCCAGCUGGUGGAAGUGGAGCUGGCCCCAAGAUUGAGGAGGUUGACUAAG
Messenger RNA from Gossypium raimondii (Peruvian cotton), 1951 nucleotides. Its product is annotated as heat shock cognate 70 kDa protein 2. Gene Ontology annotation, cellular component: cytoplasm. Gene Ontology annotation, biological process: protein refolding; cellular response to unfolded protein. Gene Ontology annotation, molecular function: ATP-dependent protein folding chaperone; ATP hydrolysis activity; ATP binding. NCBI's taxonomy places the organism in Eukaryota, Viridiplantae, Streptophyta, Magnoliopsida, Malvales, Malvaceae. The transcript is spliced from 2 exons. The record is from RefSeq and is a predicted model, not a curated record. Bases 4 to 1950 code for a protein of 648 amino acids.